Messenger RNA from Medicago truncatula (barrel medic), 759 nucleotides. RefSeq lists its product as uncharacterized. NCBI's taxonomy places the organism in Eukaryota, Viridiplantae, Streptophyta, Magnoliopsida, Fabales, Fabaceae. Bases 1 to 759 code for a protein of 252 amino acids. The record is from RefSeq and is a predicted model, not a curated record. The transcript is spliced from 4 exons.
AUGGUUAUGCUUUCCAACAAGCUUGAGUAUCUGGCAAAGAAGAACAUAAAGUUUCUGAGUAAGAGAGAGAAAACAAAGGACAAGUCAAAGAAGCCAAGCUUCAACACAAGGAAAUUCAGAAAGCAGAUCAAAAAGAGUUUAAUGGAAACAUGGAAAGAUUUAGACAGUGAUUCAGACUCUGAAAAGGAAGAUUCUGAAGAAGAUGCUAAAGUAGUUGUUGGGUUAGUGGCUACUGUGAAUUCAGAAGCAGAUUCUAAUUCAGAUUCUGAAGAUGAAAAUGAAAUAUGUCUAAGAGCAAAAGUCACUGAAGACAUUUCAGAACCUGAUCAGAAAGCUGAAUCUGAAGAAAGUCCAAAAGCUAAACCCACAGAAGCUGAACCAUCCUCAGAAGCACAAAAUGAAAAUGCUUCUGAUGAAACUCAAGAUGACACUAAGCAAGCGAUUGCCUCAGGUGAUCAGGUGCAGCCUGUUGCUGAAGGAAGCUUGGUUGACAAUCCUAGCAAUUUCAGACUGGAAUUUAGGAAUUGCUUCCCUCGUGAUAUCUCAAAUAAACUCCUACUAGAAUUAUCACCAGCUGUCUUAGAUAUGAACUUAAUAUCAUGUAGGACACAGGGUUCAAACGAAGAUGAGGAAAGGCUGCAGAAAAAUAUGUCUGAAGGAGAACAGACAAGAACUGGACUUGCCUUCACAGCUGAAACACUGGAUCAUGCAGAUAUUGGGACAUCUUAUACUUUUAACAUGGAUUUGUGUAUAUCAUAA